Lymnaea stagnalis (great pond snail) is the source of this 5575-nucleotide messenger RNA. Lineage: Eukaryota; Metazoa; Mollusca; Gastropoda; Lymnaeidae. The record is from the annotation of a GenBank genome assembly.
CCCCGUGCCUCCAUCUGCGCGAAACUGAUUACCUUUGAUACAAGUAAUGUCAUAAUUUAUAAAAAACAAAACUUUAAGCUUUAUAACUCUUCUUUUACGAAGGCAUAUGUUCUCCUCUCAUGUUAAUAUGCCGCAUAAAAUGAAUAUGUUAAAAAUAAUAUAACCGUGUUAUAUUUUCCAUCUCAUGCAUGCUUAAUCGAUGACACAAUGUUAAUGUCACCCACAUUUUCUGACGUGGGCCUAUCUGUAUGGGAGAUUUGGAGUAUACCACUAGAUAAAUUUGAUAUUUUAAAAAAAUAAUAAAGUUAAAUAAACAGCAAGUCAGGAAGAUGUGCAGUUGGUGUUGCUUAAGGGGUGGUAGCGUCAAAAUAUUUUUUUCGAUAAUCUCAUUUCUCAACGCAUGUGUAUUUUCAGUAAAUAUUACCAGAGUAAAAAUUAUGUGUUGAUAAUGCAUUUUGAAAUUAAUAUCUUAAAAAAGAAACUAAAUUCUUAAAGUUAAUUUAGUUCCUCAAUCGACGUUGUGCUCUAACAUCUCCCAGUCUCCCCCCCCUCUUAUCAUGUUUUAACAUCUCGCAUUCUCCCCCUCUUAUCAUGCUUUAACAUCUCGCAUUCUCCCCCUCUUAUCAUGCUUUAACAUCUCGCAGUCUUCCCCUACUAUCAUGCUUUAACAUCUCACAGUCUCCCCUUCUUAUCAUGCUCUAACAUUGCAGCAGUCUCCCUCUCUUAUCAUGUUUUAACAUCUUCCUGUCUCCCCCUCUUAUCAUGCUUUAACAUUUCGCAGUCUCCCCUUCUUAUCAUGCUCUUCCAUUGCAGCAGUCCCCACGCUCUUAUCUUGCUUUAACAUCUCCCAGUCUCCCCCUAUUAUCAUGCUCUAAGAUCCUCCAGUCUCCCCCUUUUAUCAUGCAUGCUCUAACAUCUCCCAGUCUCCCCCUUUUAUCAUGCAUGCUCUAACAUCUCCCAGUCUCCACCUCUUAUCAUGCUCUAAGAUCUUCCAGUCUCCCUCUUUUAUCAUGCAUGCUCUGACAUCUCCCAGUCUCCCCCCUUAUCAUGCUCUAACAUAUCCCAGUCUCCCCCCCUCUUAUCAUGCUUUAACAGUCUCUUAGUCUCCCCCUAUUAUCAUGCUCUAAGAUCCUUCAGUCUCCCCAUUUUAUCAUGCAUGCUCUAACAUCUCCCAGUCUCCCCCUCUUAUCAUUCUCUACCAUUACAGCAGUCUCCCCCUCUUAUCAUUUUCUACCAUUGAGCAUUCUCCCCAUGUUAUGAUGUUCUACCAUGGCAGCAUUUUCCACCUCUUACCAUGAUCUAUAAUUGCAGCAUUCUCCCCCUGUUAUGAUGUUCUACCAUUGCAGCAUUCUCCACCUCUUACCAUGAUCUAUCAUUGCAGCAUUCUCCCCCUGUUAUGAUGUUCUACCAUUGCAGCAUUCUCCCCCUGUUAUGAUGUUCUACCAUUGCAGCAUUCUCCACCUCUUACCAUGUUCUAUCAUUGCAGCAUUCUCCCCCUGUUAUGAUGCUCUACCAUUGCAGCAUUCUCCCCCUGUUAUGAUGCUCUACCAUUGCAGCAUUCUCCACCUCUUACCAUGUUCUAUCAUUGCAGCAUUCUCCCCCUGUUAUGAUGCUCUACCAUUGCAGCAUUCUCCCCCUGUUAUGAUGCUCUACCAUUGCAACAUUCUCCACCUCUUACCAUGUUCUAUCAUUGCAGCAUUCUCCCCCUGUUAUGAUGCUCUACCAUUGCAGCAUUCUCCCCCUGUUAUGAUGCUCUACCAUUGCAGCAUUCUCCCCCUCUUAUCAUUUUCUACCAUUGAGCAUUCUCCCCCUGUUAUGAUGUUCUACCAUGGCAGCAUUUUCCACCUCUUACCAUGUUCUAUCAUUGCAGCAUUCUCCGCCUGUUAUGAUGCUCUACCAUUGCAGCAUUCUCCACCUCUUACCAUGAUCUAUCAUUGCAGCAUUCUCCCCCUGUUAUGAUGCUCUACCAUUGCAGAAGUCUCCCCCUGUUAUCAUGUUCUAACAUUGCAGGGGCAAAAGUUUGCACGCGCCUGAAACGCUGCGGCUCAGAUGCCGACUGUUUCAGUCCAAACGGCUGCUGUGUGUACAAUAUCUACGCCACUGCUGACGUGACCAGCCCCCCGGCACCUGACUACUACAAGUACCCGCCCAGCUCUAAACCUGGUCAGAUCGUGCCGCCGCUGGUUGGUGUCUGUCUGCCAGCAUUUAGUUUAGACAACCGUAUGUCUUUUAAUAUUUUAGUUUGGUUUCAUUUUAUUUUCUUAAACGCCUGCCAUGCUUUAGAAAUUAAAACACAGUUUAGGACAAAACCUGAAGAAGGAUAAAACAAGACAGCAGACAUUUAGGCUGAAAAUCAGCAGCGGCAGAAAAGGACAACAUAAUAAAGAUAGAUAAGGACAGGCAAGGAAAACACAACUUGGCUUGAUUUGGAGUCGACCAGAAAUAAUUCAAAUCUAACAGUAGACAAGGAAUAGUCUCUGAGUAACCAUCUAAUUAAGGAUGACGAUUAUUGCUUGAACAAGAAUGCAGUCCCCUCCCCUUUUAUCCCAAUAACAUACUAUCAUACAUGAGGUUUGCUUGGUGAACACUUUGACCGUCUUGGGCGGCAAAACCAUUGACUGGACCGAUGGGUGGAGGGGGGGGCAGUAACCCACUAGGUUAUCAGCACGAAAAAUAUAGCUAAUAAAAGUUUUAAAUAUUUAAAUAAACACUGUAGCAGAUUGUAAUGUCUUCUUAUCAUGAAAUUAAGGUUAGAUAUAUAUUUAAUAAUUUCGUAUCUAUUUUUUCAGCCUGCGCUGUUUCAAUAGAUCCACUGAGUACCAAUUGUCCAUGUUUAACUGGAUUAACCUGCCAACCAGAUGUGCCUGGCUCAAUAAUUGGUAGAGACAUUUAUCGCUGUGCUAGUCUAUUCCACUCUGUCUAUCAUUGUUAUAGUAUAUUCCACCGUUUCUAACAUUGUGCCAGUCUAAUCCACUGUUUCAAACAUUGUGCCAGUCCAUACCACUGUUUCUUGUAUUGUCAUAGCCUAUUCCACUGUUUCUAUCAGUGUGCUAGUCUGUUCAACUGUUUCUUUUAUUAUGCUAGUCUGUUCAACUGUUUCUUUUAUUAUGCUAGUCUGUUCAACUGUUUCUUUUAUUAUGCUAGUCUGUUCAACUGUUUCUUUUAUUAUGCUAGUCUGUUCAACUGUUUCUUUUAUUAUGCUAGUCUGUUCAACUGUUUCUUUUAUUAUGCUAGUCUGUUCAACUGUUUCUUUUAUUAUGCUAGUCUGUUCAACUGUUUCUUUUAUUAUGCUAGUCUGUUCAACUGUUUCUUUUAUUAUGCUAGUCUGUUCAACUGUUUAUUUUAUUAUGCUAGUCUGUUCAACUGUUUAUUUUAUUAUGCUAGUCUGUUCAACUGUUUCUUUUAUUAUGCUAGUCUGUUCCACUGUUUCUAUCAGUGUGCUAGUCUGUUCAACUGUUUCUUUUAUUAUGCUAGUCUGUUCAACUGUUUCUUUUAUUAUGCUAGUCUGUUCAACUGUUUCUUUUAUUAUGCUAGUCUGUUCAACUGUUUCUUUUAUUAUGCUAGUCUGUUCAACUGUUUCUUUUAUUAUGCUAGUCUGUUCAACUGUUUCUUUUAUUAUGCUAGUCUGUUCAACUGUUUCUAAAAUUGUUUUAAUAUUUUUAUCUAUUUCUAUUACUGUGCAAUUCAAUUCUACUGUUUCUCUAAGUGUGCUAGUCUAUUCCACUGUUUCUAUUAAUGUGCUAGUCUAUUCCACUGUUUCUAUUAUUGUGCUAGUCUAUUCCACUGUUUCUAUUACUGUGCAAUUCAAUUCUACUGUUUCUCUAAGUGUGCUAGUCUAUUCCACUGUUUCUAUUAUUGUGAUACUAUAUUCCACUGUUUCUAUUAUUGUGCUAGUCUAUUCCACUGUUUCUAUUAUUUUGCUAGUCUAUUCCACUGUUUCUAUUAUUGUGCUAGUCUAUUGCACUGUUCAUAUUAUAAUGAUAGUUUUGUGUCACGUAUCCUCCUUCGAUUGGUUUCUUUCAUCAACAUCUUUUACUCGCCAUAAGUCGCCAUAAGUCGUAAUCACAGGGCAUUGAACACAAGUCUUUUUACAUUAGCAAUGUCAACUCGGGUCUAGAAACAUAUCUAUCAGGCUGUACAAUGAUCAAACACAUGCAUAAACGCAGCUUGCUAAAAGGAGAAGUAAUGCAAAACCAUUCACUACAAAGUCCUUUUUUAAAAAACUGCUGAACUGUAAUGCACGUGCGUCAAGGGCAGUAAACAAUGUAUACAGAUGAUAUUCAGAGCUCAAGCGACACCUUUCCGAUCAUAAAUUUUUCUGAUGAUACCACCAUCGUUGGCUUAACGAGGGAGAAGGCUUAUACCGCAGUUUAAUUUUAAGCUUGAUCAAUUGGUGCGAUGAAAUUUUUUUCAAACUGAAUGUCUCAAAAACAAAGAAAAUGGUUGUUGAUUUCAGGAGAUGAAAAAACCAGAUUACAGAUCUCAACAUAAAAAUCAAAGUGUAGAGAAAGUAGAGGCAUAAUAUAAGUACUUAGGACCCACCAUUAAUAAUAAGCUAACAAUGCAUGAGCACAGCCAUAUGCUGUAAAAGAAAUUCAACCAAAGACUGUUCUACCUCAAAAAACUGUACAAUUUCGACGUAAACAAACAAGUCGUUAGCUUAUUCUGCAGUGCAACAAUUGGAAGCCUGCUUAAUUUCAGUAUUACCUGCUGGUGAGGGAAUUCAUCGUCUGAUAUUAAACACCGAAAUAAACAGACUAAUCAAGAAAGCUAGGAACAUAACACACACUAAACAUCCUUCACUUGAAGUACUAUUUGAAGAAAGAUGUUUUUUCUAACAAUAAACACAUUUUGCAUGCUACAUCCCACCCUCUUCAUGACAGAUAAGUAGGGUCGCCCUUUGGGGACGAAUUCUCUCUCUCAGGGCGAGGACUGAAAGAUAUAAAAAUUCUUUUGUUCCCCAAUCUGUACGAAUUUACCAGCGUGCUCCCCCUGAAGUCACACAUCUUAAUGAGAACUCAUUAGUCCCUAGUAUGACCAAGGGAAUUUCUGAAGGGCUGGGUUUCUUUUUCACUAGUAAUAAAACUUAAUGUAGAUGUCUUGUGUUUAAAUUGUUUUAUUUAUGUGCUGAAAAUGUACAAUGCAAUGAAAAAACAUUUCCAUUUGUUUGGACCAAUGAAAGAAUCUCAUCUUAUCGUAAAUCUCAAAACACGCCACGCGCAAUAAAGGACACUUUUCCUUGCGCAACAUUUACUAGUGAACACCCAUACUCGACACCAGUCCAGCCCAGUUGUUUUAUAUCAAUGAGGUAGUCUAUUCAUCUUUUCCUUGGACAGCGCUAGUGUUUUCCAUUGUUUAUAUUAUCGUGCUGGUCUAUUCCACUGUUUCUAGGUUUAGUACUUGUCUGUCUCUAAGACACAUUUCACCAUGUCAUUGUUUGCUGAAUAUGUACAUAUGUAUACCUUUUAAUGUGUCCAUUUUAUUUGUUACAGGAACGUGUGUUGAUCCAGCUGGACUGAUAGUGGUAGAUCAAUAAGCAUCGCCAUCACAGGCAAAAACCCCAUUUGAUUUAGAU